Linum trigynum is the source of this 1554-nucleotide messenger RNA. Lineage: Eukaryota; Viridiplantae; Streptophyta; Magnoliopsida; Malpighiales; Linaceae. The record is from the annotation of a GenBank genome assembly.
AUGUUCAGGCUACUGCUCAGAUCAAUGUCAAGUUUGUUCCUUUUCAGUGCUCUAUUUUCUAUCGCGGGAUUUCUGGUUGAGGGUUCGGUCCACGAGUAUAAGGGGGAGAAAUUCGUGGGGAGAGGGAAUGCCUUGGUCGUUCAUGGCGGCAGUGAAGGAAUUUAUUUCUCCCGGCCUUCUUCCAAUCUCACCGACAUGGCCGCUAAUGGAGAUGCUUUCAUUCGCCUCGAAAAGGUCACAUUCCGAAGACCCGAGGACUUGCACAACUUCACUUCAGGACUAGUCCAAGCUAUCAUAUUCGAAGUAGAAGAUAGAGAGCUGAUCGGUGGUUCAGCCUAUGGUGGCCAGAGAGCAAUCUGCUGUACUCCCGAUCUCGCCAAACUUGAUGCCUGCACUCAAGGCGAGAUCAUCCAUCGGCCGUCAACAACAAAUCCAGGCUUCCCCUAUGUACUCACCACCUCUUUCAGUCUUGACAAAGACGUGGCGAUACUGCCAUCGAGGUCGAUCGAGAUCACCAAAACUGGCAUGUACAACUUAUACUUCAUGAUCUGCGACCCAAAUCUUAAAGACGUGGUAGUAGAAGAAGGGAAAACUAUAUGGAAGAACCCUACAGGAUACCUCCCUGGAAGGAUGGCCCCACUGAUGAACUUCUAUGCAUUCAUGUCUAUUGCAUUUGUCAUACUCGGGAUAUUCUGGUUCUCACAGUACGCCCGGUUUUGGAAGGAAGUUUUCCCAUUGCAGAACUGCAUUACUCUGGUGAUUACCUUGGGGAUGUUUGAGAUGGCAUUGUGGUACUUUGACUAUGCGGAGUUCAACGAGACUGGGGUUCGGCCGACUGGGACUACUGUGUGGGCGGUUACAUUUGGCACUGUGAAGCGCACAGUGGCACGUCUAGUGAUACUGAUUGUGUCGAUGGGAUAUGGGGUGGUGAGGCCGACGUUGGGAGGGCUCACUUCGAAGGUGCUAAUGCUAGGAGGGACGUUUUUCUUGACUUCGGAAGUGCUUGAGUUGGUGGAGAAUGUUGGUGCUGUGAGCGACAUUUCGGGCAAGGCAAUACUGUUCUUGGUUCUCCCUGUUGCACUCUUGGAUGCUUUCUUCAUCCUCUGGGUAUUCAAGUCGCUUUCUGCCACGUUGAAUAAACUUCAGGCAAGAAGAAUGAUGGUCAAGCUGGACAUAUACCGGAAGUUCACAAACGCUUUGGCAGUAGCAGUUGUUGUUUCAGUUGGUUGGAUUUGCUACGAGUUGUACUUCAAAUCGCGUGAUGUUUACAAUGAGCAUUGGCAGAACGCAUGGGUCAUCCCGGCUUUCUGGCAAUUCCUCUCCUUCUCUCUCCUCUGUGUCAUCUGUGCUCUUUGGGCUCCCUCUCAAAACUCAAUGCGGUAUUCUUACUCCGACGACACCAACGAAGAGUUUGACAAGGACGAGAGUUCCUUGAGACUCAUCAAACCAGCUUCCUACCCCACAAAGGAUGGUCUACAUGCGCCUGAGUCCAGACCAGUCACAAAUAGCAAUGGAGCAACCGAUGACGACACAGGAGAAGAGAAGACGGCGUAA